This is a messenger RNA of Saccostrea cuccullata (small rock oyster), 1997 nucleotides long. Its product is annotated as prolyl 4-hydroxylase subunit alpha-1-like. The transcript has 14 exons. Bases 229 to 1899 code for a protein of 556 amino acids. Gene Ontology annotation, biological process: peptidyl-proline hydroxylation to 4-hydroxy-L-proline. The record is from RefSeq and is a predicted model, not a curated record. Gene Ontology annotation, molecular function: iron ion binding; protein binding; L-ascorbic acid binding. Lineage: Eukaryota; Metazoa; Mollusca; Bivalvia; Ostreida; Ostreidae. Gene Ontology annotation, cellular component: endoplasmic reticulum.
AGACUCGUCCAAUUCGUAAAAAAUGUAACCUGAUAAGGCAGACUCUGUUUAUAUGCCCAUGCUUCAUCUCAUCCAACAUUUCCGUUAGAUUAAUUCGUUGUUCACGUGGAUUUUUUGACAAUAAGGGGUUUAUUUGUGACUGUCAGAGAAAUUCCGAAGAUUACCCGUCACUGACAACGUGCGAUCAGCUGUUCAGAAAGAAUUUCCUCUGCUUUGCAGUCGAAAGUCAUGAAACUUUUUGCAUCUCUGCUGGUGACCGCUUGCGUGGCAGCGUUUACGUGUGCCGAAUUGUUCUCAUCCAUGGCACAUCUUGAGAGUGCCUUGUUUGCAGAAAGAGACAUUGCUGUUGCCAUUCAAGAUUAUAUUCAUGAAGAAGAAAAACGACUUGCAAAACUCAAAAGUAUUGCAGAAGAUUAUGCUGAGCACAGUGAGAAGGCCCUAGCCAGUGAUAAGAACCUCCUAGCCAAUCCAAUCAAUGCUUACUUGUACAUGAAGCGAUUCACCAUAGACUGGGAUAAAGACGUGGCCCCCAACUUCCAGAGUAAUCCUGAAAGUGAUGUACACAAAAGAAUAGAGGAGCUGAAAGGAUAUCUGCCCAAGUAUGAGGAUCUGAAGGGGGCGGUGACAGCGUUACUACGGUUACAGGACACGUACCAGCUGGAUACCAACAAACUGGCCCAGGGGCGGAUCCACUCCAUGGUGUCUAGUUCUAUGUCAGCCUCUGAUUGCUUUGAAAUUGGAAAGCUGACCUAUAACGAUGAAGACUUUUAUCACACCACCAUGUGGAUGGAAAAAGCCCUAGCCCUGGUCAGCAUAGAGAAAAAUCGCACUGUCCAACGGGUCGAUAUACUGGACUACUUAGCAUUUUCUCUUUAUAAACAAGGUGAUAUUGAGAGGGCUCUGGUGCUGACCAAUGAACUUUUGACACUGUUACCUCAUCAUACGAGAGCCCAGAAUAAUCGCAGAUAUUAUGAAAAAUUAUUGGAGGAACAGCAGCGAAAGCAACGAGGCGAUGACGGAGGGGCUCAGGAAACUGACGAGCCUAACGAAUACACAGUACGACCCCUGGAUGAAUACCGAAAAGGCGAGGAGUUUCAGACCUACGAAAGUCUGUGUAGGGGAGAGGAGACACAUGAUUAUAAACUGAAGCACAAAUUGAAGUGUCGCUACGUAAACAAGAACAACCCCAUCCUACUGUUACAGCCGGCUAAGGAGGAGGACGUUUACCUGGAUCCCUGGAUUGUUGUCUACCAUGACGUCUUGUCGGAUUAUGAAAUAGAGACUAUUAAAAAACUGGCCACUCCAAGAUUAGGUAGGGCUACUGUCCAUAAUGCCAGAACUGGUAAACUAGAAACAGCUGAAUACAGAGUUAGUAAAAGUGCUUGGUUAAAAGACGAUGACGACGCAGUUAUACACAAUGUCAACAAUAGGAUAGCAGCCAUUACAGGUCUGAGUAUGGAAACUGCUGAAGAUUUACAGAUUGCUAAUUAUGGACUUGGAGGGCAAUAUGAACCACAUUUUGAUUUUGCACGGAGGACAGACCAAUCAGAUUUUUACAUUCAAAAUGGCAACCGAAUUGCAACUUUUCUUUUCUAUAAAGAAGAAACCAAUGCUUUCCGUGACCUAGGAUCGGGUAACAGAAUAGCCACUUGGCUAACUUAUAUGUCGGACGUUGAUGCUGGAGGAGCUACAGUGUUCCCAUACAUUGGGGUCAAGUUAUUCCCUAAAAAGGGUGCAGCAGCAUUCUGGUAUAAUUUGUACCGAAAUGGAGAUGGAAUUUAUGACACAAGGCAUGCAGCUUGUCCAGUCUUGGUCGGUCAAAAGUGGGUCUCAAAUAAAUGGAUUCAUGAGCGAAGUCAAGAGUUUAAAAGACCCUGUAGUCUCAACAUGGAUGAAUAGCUUUUUUAAGAUUAUCACAAAAAGGCUUCAAAGAACCAUGGCUUUAGAAACGUGUUUUCAAUGAGACAUAUUCAUCAAUGGUUUGGUCUUCCAUGCUC